Messenger RNA from Leptopilina heterotoma, 501 nucleotides. RefSeq lists its product as uncharacterized. The transcript is spliced from 4 exons. The record is from RefSeq and is a predicted model, not a curated record. Lineage: Eukaryota; Metazoa; Arthropoda; Insecta; Hymenoptera; Figitidae. Bases 1 to 501 code for a protein of 166 amino acids.
AUGGUAGAUGUGCAAAAAGAUCGAAAUGUCGAUACGAGCCAAGUCCAAGCCGGCUCGAUGUAUCAAGUACUCGACAUUUUCGAGUACUUGAGUGACUUCAAGUACUCGAAAAAUUCGAGUACUCGGAAGCUGACAUUUGGGAAAGAAGAUCAAACAUAUCAAUGCCUCACGACUAUUCUAAACUUUUGUACUCAAGAAAAAUUGGAUAUGACCAAUUUCUUAAUGUGUUCUUCAACUCCUAUUUUGAUAGACAGCGUUGUCCUGAAAAUUCUUGAUUCCAAAGAAAUAAAAUACCAUUUUUUGAAUUUUGUGACAGCGUGGUUGGAUUGUAUAAAAACAUAUGAAUUGAAGAAGUCAAUAAGUAAAUUAUCCCAAGACACAGUUAAGGCAUUAAAAAGUAUAAUGCCUCUGUUAUUAAAUUAUACAGAAGAAAAUAGUAUUGUUUAUGACUUUAUUGAAAUGGUACAUCAUUAUGGAGAGAAAUUAAAUAACACCAAAUAG